Oncorhynchus gorbuscha (pink salmon) is the source of this 618-nucleotide messenger RNA. RefSeq names its product sodium-dependent lysophosphatidylcholine symporter 1-B-like. Lineage: Eukaryota; Metazoa; Chordata; Actinopteri; Salmoniformes; Salmonidae. The transcript has 3 exons. The annotation marks the transcript as partial. Gene Ontology annotation, biological process: carbohydrate transport. The record is from RefSeq and is a predicted model, not a curated record. Gene Ontology annotation, cellular component: membrane. Gene Ontology annotation, molecular function: lysophospholipid:sodium symporter activity.
UGUUUCCAUGUGCCCUACUCAGCUCUGACCAUGUUCAUCAGUGAAGAUCAGAAGGAGAGGGACUCUGCCACUGCUUACAGAAUGACGGUAGAGGUUCUGGGUACUGUGAUUGGCACAGCCGUCCAGGGUCAGAUUGUGGGCAUGGCCAACGCCCCCUGUAUCCCGACGCCCGGUGAUAAUGUCACGGCGGACGGGUUAAACUCCUCCCUGCUGCUGGAACAGGAAGUCAACGCCACGAUCACCACUGUCAUCACCCUGGACCAAACGAAAACGGCCUACAAUAUAGCCUCCGGUGUCAUCUGUUCCAUCUACGUGCUCUGUGCCGUGGUGCUGUUCUUCGGAGUCAAGGAGAAGAAAGGUAACGCAGGGUGACCAUUUUAUCUGCCCAGCCCUCAAAUCAACAACCCCCCCUUUUUAUAAAUAUUAAAUGUGUUAACUUUGAGUCGUUACCGCUCCAUGUUCCUAGUAUAUUUAUUUUUAUUAUUUUUAUUAUUUUUAUUAUUAUUUAUUUAUUUAUAUUCUAUAAUGAUGAGCUCGUGGGAAUUCCCCAACAUUCUUCUAAACCCUUUUGUAGAUGUUAUUGAGAUCGACAGUGUGGUGUGACGACGACAGUGUGGU